AUGUUCAGAAAAAUUAAAGAAGCAUCGGAGAAUGGAAAUGAUAUGUUUAGAAAUGGCACAGCACACGAAGCAGUAGAAAUAGUGACAAUGCCAAAAUUUGCUAAAAUAUUAAGAGAAAUUGCUGAAAAAGUUCGAGAUGGAUUUUAUAAAGGAUAUGUUGCAGAAGCUAUUGUUCAAUUAAUACAGAGUGAAGAUGGUUUAAUGACACUUGCAGAUUUAGUAGAACAUCAAUCAAUACCUGUUCAACAUAUUUCAAUUACAUAUAAUAUGAAAAAUAUUCCACCAGUUCGAGUUUGGGAAUGUCCAUCAAAUGGACAAGGUAUUAUUGCUCUUAUGGCUAUUAGAAUAGUAGAACAAAUGCAAAAACAAAACAAAAUACCUUCUUUAGAUAAAUUAGAACAUAAUUCAGCUGAUAUCUUCAUGCUCUCAUUGAAGCUCUUCGUUUAG
Messenger RNA from Rotaria sp. Silwood2, 447 nucleotides. NCBI's taxonomy places the organism in Eukaryota, Metazoa, Rotifera, Eurotatoria, Philodinida, Philodinidae. The record is from the annotation of a GenBank genome assembly.